Molecule: messenger RNA, 6122 nt
Organism: Porites lobata
Lineage: Eukaryota; Metazoa; Cnidaria; Anthozoa; Scleractinia; Poritidae
Source: the annotation of a GenBank genome assembly
AUGGCUGCCAUAAGCCUUUCCCGGCUGAAGCUGCUAAACGAUAUGGCUCUUUUCCCACUUACAGUUUCAGGUUUCUCACGAUAUUUACAUUCUUCUAGUAUUAUCUGUUCUAGCUCAACUGUUUUUUCAAUGAAUAAUUUAAGAAUUGGCAGAGAAACAGCGUUAGGAGUCAGGCGUUUCAGUCUUCAAAGUUGGCUUGGUGAGUACUCUCAGCUGAACUUUUGAUCUGGCUAGUUUUAGUUAUUUUUUAAUUGAUCGAAAGUUAAUGGUAGCAAUGUGAAAUAUGUCUGAAUAAGCAGUUCUCAUUUAGGGGAUGCUCGAUAUAGUAAGUCAAUAGAUUAGCACCAUUGUUGUGUCGUUCUAUUCUGUGAAGUUUAUUAUGUUAUCAACAAAAUUAUUAUUUAUUUAUUAAUUAUGGCAGUGCAUAAAUGUGUAAGUGUUUGGGCUCUACCCAGAAGGUGGUGUCAAAGUUCAAGACAUUUCCUAGAACAGGGAAGCUAUUUUAUUAUAUUUUCUACAAUAAUUUUCUCUAGGAAUCAAGGCUUCCAUUCUGACAGAGGAGAAAAUAAACAAAGCAGAUGUAGGCUGCCCAAUCUGCAGUAGAGAUAUCACAUUUACUUACAAAGUAAGUUAGAAUAAUAAUAUUGCUAAUAGUAAUAUGAAGUAAAUAAUAAAUUCCAAAAGACAACAUUCAAAGAAUUAGCUCACAUCUUGCAGAGAGUAAUAUCAAUCAAGCAGUGAGAUAGAACCUUAGUCAUGAUUUGGUCCCUCCUCCCAAAGAGAAAGGAAUCCUAGUUUAUGAGAGUGAUAGGGGUGUAACGAUUCAUAUUCCUUGCGGUUUGUUUCGAUUUCGAUUAUUGCCUUUCGAUUAUUUUGAUUCGAUUAAGUAUAUGUUUCUUAAUUCUUAUAACAUAACGCGUAAUGUAAACAACAUGCAACCCUAAACCCUCAAUUUGAGAAUAGUAGCAGGGACAUGAGGAUUCACAGUCGCUUGAUUCAUCGCCAUGUUUGAGAACCUGACAAAGAGCGGGUCGCACAUAGUUUGCCUUAUUUGGAAAUUCUCAUGGGUUGGUUGAAGGACAGCAUUUUUACCAGGCAACACAAAAUGACACCCAAAAUUCUAUCAUCUUUGCUCGUCAAUCAUGCAUGCACAAUUUAAAGCGUUCUGGAUUCCGAUUUUACAAUCUAAUAACUCACUAAAGGCACCCUGGAAAAGGUGUGCAAUAAUUGAACCAAAAUCGAAACGUGGAAGCAAAGAAUCAUGAAUCGAACCAAACAGUCAUAAUCGCGAUUAAUCGUUACACCACUAGAGAUUGAAUAAUGAUAACAACAACAACAACAAUAAUAAUAGUAAUAAAGAUAAUAGCAAUAAUAAUAAUAAUAGUAACAAUGGUAUUAGUCACUGUGUACUAAUUUAUUCUUGUCCCAUAGGAUGUGCUAUUCUUGUCACAAUUUAUGUCACCAAGAGGAUACAUUCUCAAUCGAAGAGAAACAGGUACAUAAUUAUGUCUUAUCCGUCUUUGAAACCUGGUACUUUUUUCACAGUCAUUAGUUCCACAAUAAUUUUUGAGUUUGAUCACUUUCCAUUUUUUACAACUUUUCUUAACCAUUUUACUUGCAACAGUUUCCAAGCAAAAACCAGUCACCUUUACUAGGGCUGAUGCUGAGAAGGGUUUAUGGUUUAUUUCUAACAAGAUAACACUUCAGAAUUAAGAUUCUGUUCCAUCAUUUGUUACAGUGCAAAUACUGUAACUGGGCCCACUUAGACAAAGUUGACCAAUCAGAUUACAGGAAAAUAACAAUACAUUCCAAGAAAGUUGGUUGUGGGCCAGUCAGCAGCUUGUAAAAAAGCAAUAAGUUACCCAAAGCACAAAAUUAAUAUUGAUAGCAAGGAAAGCAAAAUGUUUCACCUGACAAUGUUUCUCUAUUCAAAACUUUGCAUACGAUGCCCAGGAGACAUAUUUCUUUGAUACAGGCUGUUAUUUUGUCAUCUACCAGGAAUUUCUUUGCUACUUUUGCUGCGGUUUGCAAUAACAUGCGACCACAAGCAACAAAUAUAACUAUCGUUUACGUUUUUUGCCUCCAUCAUUCACUCUAACAGUCCUCUCGGGAAACACAUGCUUUCUUCAGCAGGUUCAAAAGGUCACGUCUGUAGGGUGUAAUUGGUUGAUUUUGAUCCUUGUUGUUUAUUGGUAAUGUGGUAAUUAUGAUUGAUAACUAACUUUCUCGAAAUGUAUUGUUAUUUUCCUUUAAACUGAUUGGUCAACUUUGUCUAGGUGGCCCCAGUUAUAGUAGUCACACUGUAAUUUGUGAAAAAAAUUUGUUAUUGGAACAAAUUAAACUGAUCAACUUUGGUUAAAAUUUCUUUACAAGUUUCAAAUUAACCCAGAUUUCUUCAGGGUUUAGCCAUUGUUUGGAUUUUUUUUUCUUUACAAACAUUAUUUUAUACUUGUACCUCCAUGUAAGAACCUCUUUUAUCUUUUAAAAUAGUCUAUAAUGCCUCCUAGCUAGAUUAGCAUUUUAUUUAUUGUCUAGGUGGCUUAUACCUUACAUAAGUGGUAUUGUCUUGUUUCCUCUCUUUUUUUUUUGUGUGUGGUAUGAAAAUAAAGUUCAUGUCGUGUCUUGUCCUUAGUCCUCUCACCCCAAGAGUAGUAAACCCUAACUAAAACUUCAAGAAAAAAAGACAUUUUUUUAAAAAAAAUAGAUGUAUGUUACGCUUGGGUGUUUUGAGCUACCAAAACUGUAAGAGUCAUGGCAUUGGUGUUAACUUAGAGCAUGUUCGAUUGACGGUAUUCUGGAAUAAGAAUUCUAAAAAUCACUCUUUUGGCUUUUAUUGCUUUGCAAUAGCUAGAAAUCUGCCUGAAGUAAAAUAUUCCAACUGAAGGUAUGAAGCAUUUAAGUGGCCCAAAAAUCACAGUACAAGAUAUUUGCCUCAAAACUUCUGGUAUUAUUCCAGAAUAUGAUCAAUCGAAUGCACCCUUACAGUAAUUUUUUGGGGGUUAUGAGCUUACUUAGUUUAAUGGGUGUAAAUAUGUUUCAUAAUUUCGUUUAGUGAAUGUUGUAAAUUAGUGUUAAUAGUCAUUUUAUUUUGUAUAAAAGUAGCAUGGGGGUCUUGUCAUUGUAACUUUCAUACCCUCGUGCAGAAAUCCAAAACGCUUUGUAAGGAUACAGAACUUUGCAGGAUUCAACUGUACAUGUAACUUAAGGCAAGAAUAUUGACAGUUUUUGCAGCCAUGGACAGGGGCUGUAGUUUAGCAGGGUAUAUGUAUCAUGUGAUAAAUUUAAAUGAAGCAUGAAAAACACAGUUUAUUACUCUAAAAUUCUUUAUCAUUCACAUUCCUUUCUUAAAAAGGUGUUUGCAGAAAACAGCAGCGAAAGUUAGAGAAAGCAAUCAAGAUAUCACAGAGAUUAGGUAAACAAUUCACUUGGCAACACAUGUUUUGGCACUAAAUAGGCUGGUAUGUUCCACUGUGAAGGGUAUGGUUUUCAAGCAAUUCAGUGUGGGACAGGGUAUAGAAAUCAGAGAAUUUGGGUCUAGAAUGGGCUCCCAUUUUGCUGGAAACUGAUCAGUUGGCUGUGGAUUUUAGUCUAGACUAGAGAAACCAGCAAUUCACACUCCAAGAAAAUAUAAUUGGCAAAUUGAAAUAAUUACCAGCAACUCUGUUUAAUGGCAAAGAAAGCAUAGACCUAAGUAGUUUCUUGAAAAAAGCAACCCUAAGACAGGGACAGAUUUUGGAAGUUUGAUGUAAGUUGAGAUCUCUAUUCAAAUGUUCUUAAAGCAUACCCGAAUGACUGACGGCAAUCUUUAUCGAAAAAAAAACCGCCACAACUGUCAGUAGCCCUAAAUAGGCUUCUGAAGGUGUUAAUUGCAACAUAAAUAAUCAGUAUUCUGUCAAGGCCACCCUUCCCCCCUGAUUGGAGGUGGAAAUCACUUGGGUCCAUAUAGGAGAUAGCUGGUAUGCUCUUCGUCCCUGUUCAUGGUAGGAGUGUUUGUUCUAAUAUGUAUACUUGCCUGGAUCCAUCUUUUGAACUGCUCAACUAUUUCCAUGCUUUCAUUCUAAGGAUUUUUCUUCCCCCCGCGGUAAUACAAUGUCAAAUGAAAUCUAAGGGGGAGUUUUCAGGGCAAAAGACUCUUAGGUGCAUCCUGUCCCAAACUUUUCCUAUUUUCAGUAACCACGGAGAGACAUCUGACAUCUCUGACAUCUAGCAAAAUUUUUUACCAACUGCAGUUUGUGUACCACUAACACUACCACUAGGUGGACUUCUUGGCCUGUACUUUCACCUUCAGACACCCUUUUAGGGCUAAAUCCCACCGCUGAAAGAUUGUGGCUUUGAAAUGUUGAUACAAGAACAAUGAAUUAUAGAACCCUUGUCUGUUAAGAGCAGCGCCAGUGAAAAAUGAAAUCAUCAGCCAAUCUCUGGAAUGCAAAGAUUUCCAAAAGAUCCUUAAUAUUGGUAGCUUACACAUUUUUUAAUCACAAGCUUUUUAAAUGGAUAUUUUUUGCAGCCCUUUGAAUUUUGUGUGUUAUUUUGAGGCAUCACCUAGUUGGACGUUGUAUUGUAACUUAAAUACACAUAAAUUGCAACGCAAUGUCUGAAAGACAAAUUUUUAUGAAAAGGAUACUGUGAGACAGUCAUUUUUAUGAUUACAUAUUUAUUUGAUAGGUCUUCUCCCGAAACUGGCCCCCGCACUACAGAAAGAAUUGGCGGAAAGAAAAUUGGCUGAGAAGAAGAUGAAAGUUGAGAAACAAAAAGCCUAAUCCUGGACAAAACUUCCAGUGGAGAGAUUAAUCUACUAUGACAAGGCAAUUCAGACUUGAGGGUUAUUUAACCUCAAAGUGGGACGCUUUGCUAUUCUAGGAUCAUCUGACAGCAAAAAUAAGAUCAAUUUAGUAUGUGCGGCUAUACACGUGAGACAUCAGAAUAGCUCACGAGAUUCAUUCAUUCAUUCAGUCAUUUUUAUUGGUUAAUCCAAAUUUACAAUUUUAUUUUCCCACUACCCACAAACAGCAAAGGCCAGUCUAGGUGGGCAGUGUCUCUAUAAAAAACAAACUACGCACUCCAAAUUCAUUAAUUCACAAGUAAACAAAAGUUUGAGUCAAUGCAGUAUGCCACUCCAGUUGCCACUCUACUUCUCUUUGUGGGUAGAGGCUUGGUUUGGUGCAGUGCACUCUCUGAAGGUUUUUGCAGGUCUUCUGUCGUUCACUCUGGUUUCCUUUUCCAACUUUCUAAGCUCAAAGAAUAUUUUUAUUUGUUUUAUAGGUCAACUACGUCGAGACCUCAUUAACCCUUUAAGUCCCUAUGGUGACCAACACCAAUUUUCUCCUAACGAUGUCCAUACACUUUCAAGAGAUAUGGUUAUGAGAAUUGGUAAAAUGAUCACCAAAGUGAAAUUGCAUUGAUCUUUUAUGAAAUUCUCUCAACACAUUCUUUAAAGAAAUGUAUGGAGUUCAGUUUGGAGAAUUUGUAUGUGCAUAUUGGGGCUCUCUGUCGGUUAAGUCGUGAUGUUAUUAGAGAGUUUUAGAACAGGCUUUAGAAUCACGUUCAGGGCAAACGAAAAAAAACCAAUUUGCCCUUUGUGGUCAAGUUAUGUAUCCCUUUACAUUUCUUGUACUAUUCAUUGUAAUUACAGUCAAUUCCUUUUAUAACAGACACCGUACUGUAGGGACCUUGAGUCAGUGUCCACAUUAGCGAGAAUCCGUAAUAGCGGGAGUUGUUUUUCAGUCAAACAUCUUUAAUUUAUUUUUGCUUUGGGAUUUAGCUGCUCUCCGUAUUACAGGGGUGUUCGCAAGGCGAGAGUUAACUGUUUCUACUCAAAAAUAAGCAUUUUCAUGUCAGAUUCAUCCGUAGCAAUUCUUUUGAACAGUUUUUAUACACUCAUUUCCUAAUGCGAGAAAUCGCAACACGAAUCUGCCGUUUGCAUUAACCGUGAUUCUAAAUCUCUCUACUGUCCGUACAGACUCUUAACGUGAUUGAAUGGUGAAAGUAUUUGAGUCAUUGUAACAGUCGUGAAUCGGUUUUCUCGGUUCGAAUAAAUCGUCUACAUCUGUUACCCUUGACGAUCUUUGGAUGGCCUGUUAUCAGUCUAAGUCAAGCAGCAACGAUACCAAAAGGCUAAUUAA